Exophiala aquamarina CBS 119918 is the source of this 726-nucleotide messenger RNA. RefSeq lists its product as uncharacterized. The annotation marks the transcript as partial. The transcript has a single exon. Lineage: Eukaryota; Fungi; Ascomycota; Eurotiomycetes; Chaetothyriales; Herpotrichiellaceae. The record is from RefSeq and is a predicted model, not a curated record.
ACCAUGCUCACCAAGACCCUCAUUUUAUCAUCGACUUACCCCACCGAACUCACGCCACCUGGCAGCCUCAAUUCUCACCACCGCUACCGCCGUCAGAUCACCAUCUCACUGCACGUCGCUAGCCUGUUGACCAGCCUCGUGGCGAUAUCUCUUUUCGCCGCUGCCAUCCCACGAUGGAACGCCAAUUUCUUCCACAACUCGGGACCCAACCAGGGCGACUGGACCGACGGCUUCUCGCUGGGACCCCUGUCCUUCGCAUUCCUCUAUCACGCCAGCGUCCUGAUCUAUGACCAGGUUCAGCAACGCCGACGCCAAACACCAGCCUUGCCAUCCCUGUCUCGCCGUUCGCUCAUCGUCCACACCGCAGUGACGGUCCUGAUCCUGACCAUCAUGGUUCCAGCCUUGUUCAUCGCCGGGUACGGCUCACUGUUCCGAUUCUGGCGACCAGCCGUGCGCACUCAGUCGGGGAUCUUGGUCUGCAACAUGCUCAACGUCUUUGCCCGUGAGUGCGAGCCCGUCCUGUACGCCGUGGGAAGCCUUCAGAUUGGCGCCAUCGUCUGUGGCACAUUCCUCUGGGUCCUCCACUUCAUGCUGCUGCUCCUCUCCCUCCGGGACAUGAGGAGACAGCGUCUUGUCAAGCAGCUGCAAAAGGAGAAGUUGGCCCAGUACGACAGUGCUUCUGAGAGAAGUGUCAGGGUCUCCUCAUCGAGAGGGCAGAGGUCGUCC